AUGACUGAGAUUUAUUUUAAAUACCGUGGAAAUCUUACUGGCCGCGUCCACUUGCCAACCCUGUCUACAGAAGUAAACACAACAGCAGAUAAAUAUGCCAACCUGUACAUGUACGUUGGCUUGUUUCUAACGCUCCUGGCCAUCCUUCUCAUACUACUCUUCACCAUGCUCUUGCGCUUGAAGCACGUGAUCUCCCCAAUCACCACCUCUCCAGAAAGCACAGAAAAUGUUCAGCAGUUUACGGAUGUAGAAAUGCACAGCAGGAUUCCUAGCAUUCAGUGA
Molecule: messenger RNA, 282 nt
Organism: Emys orbicularis (European pond turtle)
Lineage: Eukaryota; Metazoa; Chordata; Testudines; Emydidae
Gene: SERTM2
Product: serine rich and transmembrane domain containing 2
Exons: 1
Coding region: 1-282 (93 amino acids)
Cellular component (GO): intracellular membrane-bounded organelle
Source: RefSeq, a predicted model, not a curated record